AAAAAAAGCAAAAAAAAAAGAGUCGAUCUGAUGAUGAAGGGACUUCAUUUCCACCUCUUCCUAGUAACCAUGACGGUCGUUGCCUCCAUCUCCGCUGCUACACCGGCGGCUCCGGCGGAAGGAGGACCUUUGUUAAACGAAUGUAACCAAUAUUUUCAAUCGGUGACUUUUUGUUUGGAUUUCGCGUCAGGGAAGGCACCAAAUCCGUCUAAGAAGUGUUGUGACGCUAUCGAAGGUAUAAAAGAGAAAGAUCCAAAGUGUUUGUGUUUCGUGAUACAACAAGCCAAGUCAGGAGGACAAGCUUUUAAGGAACUUGGUGUUCAAGAAGCCAAACUCAUUCAACUUCCAACUUCUUGUCAGCUCCACAACGCUAGCAUCUCCAACUGUCCAAAACUUCUCGGGAUUUCGCCAAGCUCACCAGACGCAGCCAUAUUCACAAGCAAUGCCACUUCUACAACAACACCGGCGGCACCCGGAGGAACGUCUCCAGCAACUCCAGCGACGUCUACUGAGAAAGGAGGAUCAUCUUCCAUAAAAGAUGGUCACGCCGUCAUGGCUCUAGCCGUCGCUUUAAUGACCGUCUCCUUCUUCUCGACCUUGCCUAGGAUGGGUUUGGCCUAGAUGGUAGGCACGUGACAUUAGGGUUUCCUCCUUUAUUAUGUAGAGCUCGUCUCAAAAUUUCAAGACUAUCUUGUCAUGUGUGUUUCUUGGUCUGGACCAUUUGUUAUAUAAUGAGUGAACUACUUAAUCUGAUCUCUUGCCGCAAAUAAUUAAAGUUUAUCUUACCACCUUAGCUUCUUAAGUAUGUGGUUACUAGUACAGAAAUUAAGAGUUUUAAACCACAAUUUAAU
Eruca vesicaria subsp. sativa (arugula) is the source of this 851-nucleotide messenger RNA. NCBI's taxonomy places the organism in Eukaryota, Viridiplantae, Streptophyta, Magnoliopsida, Brassicales, Brassicaceae. The record is from the annotation of a GenBank genome assembly.